Messenger RNA from Arthroderma uncinatum, 2712 nucleotides. RefSeq lists its product as uncharacterized. The coding region runs from base 1 to 2712 and encodes 903 amino acids. Lineage: Eukaryota; Fungi; Ascomycota; Eurotiomycetes; Onygenales; Arthrodermataceae. The record is from RefSeq and is a predicted model, not a curated record. The transcript is spliced from 5 exons.
AUGAGCCUCAGAGAAAGGGAGUACCGCUACUAUUACGAAGACGACGACGACGAAGACGACGACCAAGAAAUAAUCUCGCCUCUGUCCGGAACCCGAUCUUCAAACGCCGGUAGCUACUCUAUCAAACGCUACGUCAUUGUGCCCGACUCGCAGCCCCGUUCCCGCCGGCGCGAUUCUGGAAGCGAGCGGUUGCCCCGCCGCCUUAACACAAUGGAACGUCGCCAGGAGUAUGAAUAUGUCGACAUCGACCACGACUCUAAUGAGUAUCGCACCGCCUAUCGGGGGUCAGCUACUUACUCCCCCCACGAUGACCACGAAUAUCAGAUCGUCCGUCACAGUGCUGAUGACAUAGAAGAUCGUACCGUGGUCCAUCGUGCACCCCACGAAGAUGACUACUGGUACGAACGUCGCAUUCGUGAGUACGACAGCGGUCCUCGAGACCACGACGACCACUACUCAGAUCGCUAUUCCGAUAGUCGGUCUAGUAUAGGACACCAUCGCCAUCGCCAUCGUCGCGAUCGUGAAUAUGGUAGCGACGACGAGCAUGACCACCGCCGUCGACAUAUGGCUGAGGGUGCGCUCGCUGGUGUAGGCGCCGCAGAGCUGUGGCGCCGCAACAGCAGAAAGGAUAAAGAAAAGGAACACUCUGGCACCCUUUCACGUAUAACCACGGACCUGGGUGCGGGUGCCGUCGGCGCAUACGCUGUGGAAGCUAUAUCCAAGCAUCGCAGCAAAUCCCGCCGCCGCGCAGACUCGCUCGACCGUGGUCGUGAUCGUGAGCACUACCGUCAUAGGCACCGCUACCACAGCAGACAUCAUCGCAGCCGGUCUCGUCAUGGCCGCAGCCGUUCACGCCAUCACCGUUCUCGCUCCUCCUCGUCCCAUUCGCAUACCAAGGCAAUGGCUGGCCUUGGAAUUGGCGCUGCAGCCAUUGCUGGCGCUGUGGCCCUAGCCCAUAAACAUGCAGAAUCUAAGGCCGAGAAAGAAAAGGCUCUCAAAACCGAGAAGUAUCGCGGCCGUAAGAGCCACUCCCGUCGCCGACGUGGUCGCCGGCACUCUCAAUCCCCAUACUCCUAUUCCUCCGACAGUGGGGACUCGGAGAGGCGAAAGAAGAAAUCGGCUGAACACCGCAACAAACGCAUGGCCGAAGCUGGCCUCGCUGGUGCUACUGUAGCAGGCCUUGUCGAGCACGCUCGCAGCAAAUCACGCUCCCGCAAAGGACACCGUUCCCGUUCUCGCUCUCACAGCCGUAUAAGGCAAGGUAUUCCUAUUGCAGCUGCGGGACUGGGUAGUGCCGCCAUCGCCGCGAUGUAUGAGAGCAAUAAACAGAAGAAAGCUGACAAGAAGUACGAGAGCGAGAAAGAGGAGCGCCGUCAGUCACGCUCCAGACGUCGACGAUCUCACUCUGGUUCUUCAUACACGGACGUUGACCGUGGAAUGGGCCGGCUAAACAUCAAUGACGACCCCAGGAAUCCACAUCCCGAAUUAAUCCAAUAUGGUGGCGACCCUGUGUAUGGUCGUAUCCCAGCGGCAGACUAUUAUGGACGCCCGGAUCAGCCGCGGCUAGAGGAUUCUCCUCGCCGACGUAGGAGCCGUCAUCACUCCAGGCACGACUCAUACAGCGAUUCAAGCGAAUAUGACGGGUCUGAUAGCGACGAAAGACGCAGACGGAGAAAGGAUAGGAAGAAUAGGCGCCGUAGCCAUUCGCGCGGUGACCAUGGAAAUGGGAACUUAGCCACAGGGCUAGCCGCUGCUGGUCUUGCCGCUGGUGCAGGAUAUGCUGGGCAUGAAUAUGCAAAGCACCACCGCGAACAUAAGCGUGAUAGCGGCCGUGCUGAGCACCACAGGGACUUCCGUAAUUCAUAUGAGGAAGACUAUCCACCACAUUCUGGUCCACCGCCAGGCGCUGCUCCUUAUCAGCAUCCUCCAGCAGCACAGGAGUACUACGGCGCUCCUCCUCCACCAGGACCACCCGGAGGACCACUCGGGGGACAGGGAUUUCCACCUCCGCCUGGGCCUCCGCCAGGGCCGGGUUACUUUGCUGGCCCAGGACGACCGGGAGGGCCGUCCGGACAUAACGGGUAUACAGGAUAUAGGGGGGACGAGAAUCUAACCGGAGCAGGUGUAAAGAUUCCACAAACAUCCGACCAGAAUCAGAAACAGAACGGAUCCGGCGAAAGAGGAGUUGAUGCCAUCGGAGGUUUGGAGAGGUGGUUAUUUGCAUCACCAGCUGCAAGCCCCGUUCAAAAUAACACACGCCCAUUAUUCGAACCCCCAUCGCCACCUCCCCCCUCUCACACUCACAAGCCCAAGAAGGAUAAGGCGCCUACCCGUUCUAAAUCCGUCCAAUUUGACCUUCCCUCGUCGUGUGACGGGUAUGAAAGUGACGAUAAUGAUUCUGCUUCUGAUUCCGAUGCAACCAUCGACUAUGCUAGACGAUCCUAUUCUAGGGAUCGUCCCUCAGCGCCUCGUCCGUUACUUCUUCUACAUCCAAUGCUUCUUCUUAUGCGCCAUCCCGCCACUCGGAAAGAUAUCACAAUACCGCCCAGCCCCAGCCUUAUUCCCAGUCCAGACCACAACCUUAUCCAAACUCUCCCCGGAACCAUACCCCUGCACAUGUUAGGCGUGAAACCGACCGAGACUCUGAUUCUACCAUUGAGCUCCCUCCAAGGUUUGAUGAACAUGGCCGGCCAAUUAAUAAGCCAUUGUUAG